AUGAUUAAACGACCCAAACCUGGAGAAACCGAGGAGGACAUUCUCCGUAUGCAAGAGGAGUUCUUGGCCCAAAAAGCGAAAAAUCCUCAGCUUCAGCCGGCAGCUCAAAUUGUGAAGAUUGACAAACCUCCCAAACAAUCUUUGUUCGCCAAGGCACGUCAGCAAACACAGAUAAAACCUCAUCCUCAAUCCAAUGAUUCCACUGAUGUCUCUGUUCCUCUAGCCUCGCAAAACACUGCAAAGAUUAUUUUACAGGAAAUCCAUCAAAAAAUUGUUGGUGACAGUGCCGAUACAGAGACAUCCAAGACCAUAACCGAUAUUGUAAUGGGUGAUAUUGUGGAAAAAUCAUUCGAGUCGCCCAAAAUUGUAAAUUAUUCGAAUGAAGUGGAGACGGCAGCCUUUCCCAAAAUUCAAAAAAUAUCAUUGGGGAAUUUUGCUUCUAACUCUGAGAAAAAGGGUAAAAGUAUUUUCGCUCAAGCAGCUUUGGGUAAUAAAAAGGGCGGAAGUUGUGUAAAAUCCGAACCCAUGGAAGUGGAUGAACCUGUUGUCAAGGAAAAACGUAAUGAUUUAAGUAAAUUAUAUGGCCAGGCAAGUGUAAUUGUUGAGGAUUCAAAGACAGCCAAUGAAGUCCAUAAUGAAAAUCUAAAUUUGCUGUGCAAAAUGAAAGAGGAAGAGAUAUUGGCUGAACGGAAGAAAUUGAUGGAGUCAAUAGAUCCUGCAAUUGUGGCUCUACUUGCUAAGAAACGUCAGGAAAAGGCACAACAAUUAAAGUCCACGUAUCCAGCUCAAAAAUCACCUGCAUCGGAUUCAGCAACACAAAAAGUAUCGCCAACAGCUGCAUCACCCCAUGAAAAGCCGAUAGUCGAUGAUACAUUGCCACCCACAAAUCCAGCUGUUGAAAUACUACAACGUUCUGCUGCUGAAGAGUGGAUACAUUUCGAUGUUGUGGAAAAAGAUAAAUUAGAAUGGAUGCGUGAUAUACCGUUGCAAUCGGCCAAACUUAAACCGGGACAAAAAUUUGAAGCACGAUUUGAUUGGAAGGGCGUCUUGCUACCAUAUACCAUGGAUGAAAUAACACAAACUGAUAAAGGAAAUGUUGAAAAAGAUGAUCGGGAAUUAUAUAUGCACGGUGAUGAACCACACAGACCGGGUUAUACUCUACAGGAAUUAUUUAGAUUGGCUAGAUCCAAUGUAAUGCAGCAAAGGGUGACGGCGUUUAGUGCCAUUGCAGGCAUUUUGAGUAUCUAUCAACAAGGCUUCUAUGAUCAAGUUUUAGAUUUGCCAAUAAGCAAAAUAUUUUUCCUACUAAGAUUUGGUUUUGAUGACAAUACACCUGCAAUGCUGGAAAUUGUGGGUAAGGCAUUGGCAUAUCUGUUUUACAAUGAAACGGAUGAGACUCUUUUAGAUUUCUCAUAUGAAAAUCCAGGCUGCCAAUGGCAACCAUGUUUACAAGUUUUGCAGUUGGAAACAAACACCGAAGAUGAUGAAAUGAAAACAAUUGAACAUUUACAAAAACAAAUGCAACAACUGCAAAUGUCAUUCAAAGGCUCGGCGCAUACAGUCAAUGCCAACGUCGAGGAAAAUGAAGAGGAAAGUAAAACAUCUAUGAGCGACUUUCAAUUAGCAGAGACUGAUUUAAUAGAUUGUCUAUUGCGUACAAAUAUUUUACAAAGGAUUUAUUUUAUUUUGAAUGUUGUAAAACCGGAAAAUGGCACCGUAUCAUCGUGUUUGAAAUUGCUUAUACGCCUGGCAAGAUCGGGCAAAGAAGUGGCCUUACAAAUUGUCAAUAAUGAUGAUUUAAUGCAUUGCCUAUUCGAUAACUUUUUACCGGGUUUGGAGAAAGUCGAUACCUGCCUCCAGACACCACCAUUCUACAAUUAUCCCCAAUAUUUAUGCCUGAAACUAAUGAGAAUUUUAAUCUCUUGCAACUUAAGUAUUGCUGUGAAACUGAUCAAAUUUAAAUUAAUUGAUAUUUUGGAAAAUUAUUUAUUCAAUCGUGAAGAUAAAAAGGGUAAUCUUAUAAAAGUUCAAAUUGAGUCACUACGUUGUUUAAGAUGUUUACUACUUUUGCGUAUGGAAAAUAAUACAUUACACAGAAAAUUUGUAACCGCCUUUCGUUACAUGCUCGAUUGGCAUUACAAUCAUGUAACCUACGAAGAGGGCGGACCAUUUUUGAUACGCCAACACGCAGCAGCAUUGAUGACAACCAUCGCCAGUAUUAAUAGUCCAGUUGGUUCCGAAGUGACAGCAUUGCUGGGAGAUAUAUUGCAUGAUUGUUGCUGCAAUUGGUUCCAUAAGGCGAAUCGCUAUGGUGUGAAAGAGUUUUCCCAAGCCACCUUGCUGAGCUCGUGCCUUAAUGCCGUUACAUGGUAUAUACGCAAUACGGAUACGGCACGUUUUCAAAAUUUCAUUAAUAAAUAUUUGUGUGAUUUUAUAAAAUCGGAGAACUUCAUCAAAUUUAUUAAUAUAAUAAGUUCAUCUUCCAUUAUUCUACGCAAAUCGGUAGAUCGACGUAACGUUCACAAUCCCCUACCGAAUGUCGGAUCGGUAAUAAUGAAUUCCUAUGGACCACAAUUGGUCAUAACCCAAACAUAUCCAAUAUAUCUAAUAACCGCAAUAUGGCGUCUAAUGGAAUUACUAAUGGAAAGAGGCGAAAAACAAAUAUUCAAUAUAAUGUUUGAACCAAAACUUUUAGAACCAAUGGUGGAACUAUUGCGUGCGCUAAGCACCAAAUGCAAUACUUAUUUGGCAACAAAUUUCUUUGCAAAAAUGGAAAUAAAACUGCUGUUUAAAUUGUUAUGCUUUGAGGGUUUCAAUGAGUAUUUCAAACCGGCAGAAAUGUUACAAAUUGUCUACAAUUAUCUGUGUUGUUUAACGGCCGAACAUAUACCCGAAGUUGAAGAACUUUUUGAACGAGUUAUAUUUAAUCCCAAAUAUAUCUCUGUGGAGUUGGAAACUUUAACAAAAUGGCGUACAAAAUGUUUGGAAUUGGUCUAUACCCGUUAUAUUGUGGUGCCUCCCAGUGAACUCACCUUGUUUUUGCCAUAUAGUCAGGUGCCAAUACUGCCAACUGAUUGGCCAUAUUUCCAAUUGAAAAUAAUUCUACAACAUUAUGUGGAAAAUGUAAAGAAGGAAACGACAGCAGAUUUUUCAGAACGUGAAAUUCUACAGAUGACCCUCAAUUUCGUUACCCAACUGGAAGAGUGUAAUGAACAUAUACAAAUAGUUUCGCCCACCGAGAAAUUAAUGUAUCUGAUGAUAGCCUUUAUGGGGCCAGAUUCUCAAUUCCUCGACAAGGAAGUCAAUCAAUUGUUACGACAACAUUUAAUGAAAUUCUAUAAGCAAUGUGAAAAUGUGGAAUUUCAAUUCGACACAGAAUAUCAAGGAAAAUGUAAAUUUGAAAAUCUGUAUGUACUGUUUUUGGAUCACUUUCAAGCUGCCAGUUAUGGUGAUGAAUUGUUUAGCUCAUUGGUAAUGGUCCCAUUAGCACAAAAAUAUGAUAAUAAAUGGCGUCGUCGUGUAUGGUCGGAUCAUGUAUCAGCUUUAAGGUUUCUCGAUUGCAAGGAGGAGCUGCUCAUUGGUGGCUUAACAGCCUAUUUGGAACCCUGCGAAGAGGAAGAAUCUUUGCUUAAAGAAUAUAAUACAGCUUUAAAUUUAAAUUUGGUACGUCCAAAUACAUUACCAUACAAAAUUGCAAAACAUCAUUUAGAUAAGUUCAAGGAACGUACAAAUAAAUAAAACUUUUUAUAAAGGAGACAAUAUUUAAUGUAA
This is a messenger RNA of Musca vetustissima, 3771 nucleotides long. Its product is annotated as RNA polymerase II-associated protein 1. The coding region runs from base 1 to 3738 and encodes 1245 amino acids. Gene Ontology annotation, cellular component: nucleus. Gene Ontology annotation, biological process: transcription by RNA polymerase II. NCBI's taxonomy places the organism in Eukaryota, Metazoa, Arthropoda, Insecta, Diptera, Muscidae. The transcript has 14 exons. The record is from RefSeq and is a predicted model, not a curated record.